UUCCGGUUACUGACAGAAACAUGUGCAGAGAUGGCUUCCCCGAGUUUAGAGCCGGUUCUGGUGGGUUUUUGUGACGGGCAGCUCGACAUAAAACGACAUCAGGCCACUUUUAUAACCAAUAAGGUAGGUGGACAGCCUGAUGUCCCGCCGCCACUGUCCCACCACUUUCCCCGCUGUAGUCGCUGCCAAUCAACGUUGGUUCACGUUGUCCAAGUUUACUGCCCACUGGAGGGGUCGCCUUAUCACCGGACCCUGCACGUUUUCGCCUGUCUUGGAGAUGACUGUAGUGGUCGGUCCGAGUGCUGGAGAGUCCUUCGCUCUCAGUGUCUGGAAACGGACACUGCCAGACUCCCCACGCCGCCUCAGGAGCGGUCCCUUUCGGCUACUGACUGGUGUGACUCCGCCGAUGACUGGGGAAUGGAGGAAGAGCAGGGAGGCGAAGGAUCGGGAGCAAACGUGAAGAAACAAGCUCUAAAUGAAACUUCCAAUGGAAUCAAAGAAGUCCCAGCCACUGAAAACAUUGACUUGAGCAGAAAGCUUGAGGAGCUACGAGUUGGAUCUUCUGAGGACGACCCACCUUGCUUUCGCCCUUAUUUCAUCAGCGUUAUGGAAGAGACCGAUCUAUAUGGGGAAGACCAUGACUUGACCCAUGCUCAGGAAUUGCUUAAAGACUAUGAAAAGAGAGAGGGCAUUUCUGUUGACAAGCUAGACUGUUGUGAAGAUGGCAGUGGAGAGGAAAAAUAUGAAAAAACUAAAAUUCGACAUGGCGAUUCUGUGUUUGCAAGGUUUAUGAAGAGGAUUUCAGUUUGUUCGGAGCAGAUUUUGCGCUAUUGUCGUGGCGGUAAUCCUCUUUUCAUCUCCGAGCCACCAGCUAACAUGUCCCAAGUGGUUUUACCAUGCUCUUCUUGUGGAGGUCCCAGGACAUUUGAGCUGCAGCUUAUGCCUGCUUUGGUCAGUCUUCUUCAGGGUGAAAGCUCAGACAUGCAGCUGGAGUUUGGGACAGUCCUGGUGUACACAUGCAUCAAUAGUUGUUGGAGGUCUGACACAAAUAAGGCUAUAGAGGAGUUCUGCUUUGUUCAGAGCGACCCAGAUCAGCAACUGUUUAAAUGAGCGAUUAUAAUUGGGACAUAUAAGCAAAAACAUAGACCAGUUUUUGCAAUUAUUCUCUACUACAGUAAAGUUCAUUUUUAUCGGUAACUAUAUAGUUGAUUGCUACCACUGUGAAAUAAAAACUCACUUAGUCUAUAUAUCUUGUAUUAAGCUAAUUUGUGGAAAUGGUCUACCCUGUCUACCUGUUCAUUAUCCCUCAUCCAGCCCACUGCUAAAAAUCAGACUUCAGCCUUCAUCAUAACUGACAAAAAUAUUUCCUUGCAAAAUAAACUGAUUUCCCAAAAACACAAACAAGCGCACAUUG
Messenger RNA from Periophthalmus magnuspinnatus, 1414 nucleotides. It is a transcript of the gene pdcd2l, whose product is annotated as programmed cell death 2-like. Bases 31 to 1110 code for a protein of 359 amino acids. The transcript is spliced from 2 exons. Gene Ontology annotation, cellular component: cytoplasm. The record is from RefSeq and is a predicted model, not a curated record. Lineage: Eukaryota; Metazoa; Chordata; Actinopteri; Gobiiformes; Gobiidae.